Nicotiana tabacum (common tobacco) is the source of this 1636-nucleotide messenger RNA. RefSeq names its product CBL-interacting serine/threonine-protein kinase 24. Lineage: Eukaryota; Viridiplantae; Streptophyta; Magnoliopsida; Solanales; Solanaceae. Gene Ontology annotation, biological process: signal transduction; protein phosphorylation. Gene Ontology annotation, molecular function: protein serine/threonine kinase activity; ATP binding. The record is from RefSeq and is a predicted model, not a curated record.
UUUUUUUUUUCGAUGGUGGUGUCGGACUAGCUUGCGCGGACCUCGACUAUUUCACCGGAUAUGUGCUCCUCAUGCCACCACAGUUGGAACUGCAACUUUUUUUCUUGCGCGGACCACGACUAUUCCACUGGAUAUCUGCUCCUCCCACCACCAUAGGUUUUCACAAGCUAGUGGUAUAGUUGGUUCAGUUAAAGAAGUGACUCCGUCCGUCGGAUGAGAAGUGAGAGAUGAAGAAAGUCAAGAGAAAGCUUGGGAAGUAUGAGCUUGGCAGAACUAUUGGCGAAGGUGCUUUUUCCAAAGUUAAGUCCGCGCAGAACACCGAGACUGGCGAGAAUGUUGCCAUCAAAGUCUUGGCGAAAAGCACCAUUCUCAAGAACAAAAUGGUCGAGCAGAUCAAAAGAGAGAUAUCUAUAAUGAAAAUUGUCAGACAUCCUUGCAUAGUUCGGCUUCACGAGGUUUUAGCUAGUCGGACAAAAAUAUAUAUCAUUAUGGAGUUUGUCACUGGAGGAGAGCUUUUCGACAAAAUUGUUCAUCAAGUUAGGCUCCCUGAAAAAGAGGCUAGACGAUACUUCCAGCAACUCAUAGAUGCCGUUGCUCACUGUCAUAGUAAGGGUGUAUAUCAUCGGGAUCUGAAGCCUGAAAAUCUUCUUCUUGAUUGUCAAGGUAACUUGAAAGUUUCCGAUUUUGGACUUAGCGCAUUGCCUCAACAAGGAGUUGACCUCCUUCAUACCACUUGUGGGACUCCAAAUUACAUUGCACCUGAGGUGUUAAGUAACCGAGGUUAUAACGGUGCUGCUGUUGAUGUAUGGUCCUGUGGUGUCAUCCUUUUUGUCUUAAUGUCGAGAUAUCUUCCAUUUGAUGAAAUAGACCUUCCUACCUUGUUUUCAAAGAUCAAUGCAGCUGAUUUCUCCUGUCCUUCUUGGUUUUCUUCUGGUGCAGUGUCAUUGAUAAGAAAAAUUCUUGACCCAAAUCCUGAUACUCGGAUCAAGAUUAAAGGGAUAAAAAGAGACUCUUGGUUCCGAAAAGACUACUUGCCCUUCAGGAUUAAAGAUGACGAACAAGUGAAUCUUGAUGAUGUCCGUGCUGUGUUUGACGAUAUUGAGGGGGAACUUGUAAGCGAGAAAUCUGUUAAUAGUGAUAGUAGCCCCUUGGAGGAACUUGUAAGUAAGAAAUCUGAAUAUAGUGAGGGUGGCCCCUUGAUAAUGAAUGCAUUCGAGAUGAUCACACUAUCUCAGGGGUUGAAUUUAGCAGCCUUAUUUGACAGGCGUCAGGUACAGUGAUUAUUUCAGUGAACAAAAAAAAGGUCGAGCAAACCUUAGUUUCCUGUCAUGCAGUCUUUCUGUUUCUUCCUACUGCAUAUAUCUGUUGUUCUUUCCUUCUCUUUUAUUUUUCCUGGUUUUUGCUUUAAACUUUUCAUUUGUGCAAUAAGAGAGGGGGUUGAUGGAAGCUGCAAAGGUUUCUUCUAUAAUUUCUUUAGCGUAGUGUUUUCCUUUAAGAAGCAAGCUAGUUAGCCUGUCUCUGUGCUUAUGUUCUUUUCUACUUUUUUUCUCCCUUUUUUGUUGAUUGGAUACAUGUGACAUGAAAACAUGCUUCGUAGUGACCAACCAUUUGUUUAUACGUCGUCUUACAUUAUGUA